UGUUAAUGUAACUCUAUUACUUUCAAAAACUCGAAAAAACCUUUCUGAAUACUGAAAACCAACAAAUAAAAUAUGUCAGUAAAACAAAUUGAUACAGAUGCAGAAGAAAAUAGUGAUAAAAGCUUACAGGCGAUUUUCUUAAACGGUUGGCAAGGAUUUGAAGAAUUGGAAGAAACUUCUUUGCCUUUCAACUCAGUGGAAUAUCAACUCAAAGUUAAAGAUGUUAUGUCAAAAUUUGAAGCAGCUACAACGUUUGUGAAUCGAAUUGGCCUGUUUAGUCCAAAUGAACUCAUUGAUGAAGUUUCGACAGAUUCCUUGCAAUAUUUGCUGCUACCCUUCUUUUUGGGCAAAACGGCACUUAGAUUGAAACAAGAGGACCGUGGUGAAGUGCUACAAAUUGCCGAAGUGUACUUCAAAGACUUUUUGCAACGCUGUGAAGAAUAUGAUUUAUGUGGUUCCCGUAAAAGUGAUGAAAGUGGCGGAAGUGCAGAAGGCGGUAAUCCUAACGAAUUAGCACAACUAAUGCGUGCCGCGCACGCACGCAACAAUAAAAUUGCUCAAUUUCGAAAAAAGAAGGAAUUAGAGGAAUUUGUUAAGAAAAUGAAGCUUGCUGUGCGCAAUAAAAGUGUUGAUGAUGAAGUGCGCAGAGAAUUUUUCCUAAAACUUCUCAAUAAAAGCAUAAUUGACGCAAACGAAGAGCUGGACAGUGUGAAACUGGAAAAGCAAAUGGUACAAAUGCAUGUGGCAGCUGCUAGUGUUGCUGCAGCGUCAAACGAUGACUUUUCAGCUAAUACAACAAUGACAACAUCUAAUUCGGAACAUGCAGGACACUCACAUCAUCAUCCCCACCACAACCGCCCGCAAACAAAAAGGAAACCAAUGCAGCCGUUCAUUAUAACUCGUAAUGCCGCACAAAAGGCAGUGUUCGGUGCGGGUUAUCCGAGUUUGCCGGUUAUGACUGUCGAUGAGUUUUACGAUCAACGCGUGCGCGAUGGUGUUUUCCCUGAUGAAGAAAAAGUAGAAAAAAUGAAUCGUGAACAAGCAAUCGCCGCUGCUAAAGAUCCCAAUGAGAAGGAAGAUGAGGAGAAGGCUAUCGAAGAGGUUCAAAUUGAAAAUGAUGAUCCUGAAUAUCUGGAGCGCAUGCGUCGUAUGGACGAGUACAAAGAUGUAGUGCGUCGUGGCGAUGGAAAUCGUUACAAUCGCAGUUGAACUAUACGUUUUUAUUGAUGGUUUUUUAAUUAUACUAGGUUUUUCUUGA
Messenger RNA from Anastrepha obliqua, 1258 nucleotides. RefSeq names its product immunoglobulin-binding protein 1 (gene Tap42). Bases 73 to 1209 code for a protein of 378 amino acids. The transcript has 3 exons. Gene Ontology annotation, molecular function: protein phosphatase 2A binding. Gene Ontology annotation, biological process: regulation of signal transduction; regulation of dephosphorylation. Gene Ontology annotation, cellular component: cytosol. NCBI's taxonomy places the organism in Eukaryota, Metazoa, Arthropoda, Insecta, Diptera, Tephritidae. The record is from RefSeq and is a predicted model, not a curated record.